AGCCCCCAUAGCUCCAGACCUUCGGGCCAAGGUGUCACGCGUGCGUCUCCUGCUCCAUCAAUACAGAUUACAUAUUUAUAUCAAUCGCGGGCUCCGAGGGCGCCCUCAGAGAGCGGCCCCGCGCCUACGAAACCAAACUGGGAGUGGUCGCGCGGCAACUCUGGCUCGGGAUUGGCUGUGGGCGCCCGCCGCGGUGCGGGGGGAUUGCUAAUCGUAUUCAGCAUGUUUUGCACAAGAAAUGUCAGCCAGAAAGGGCUAUCUGCUCCCUUCGCCAAAUUAUCCCACAACAAUGUCAUGCUCCGAGAGCCCCGCCGCGAACUCUUUUUUGGUCGACUCGCUCAUCAGCUCGGGCAGAGGCGAGGCGGGUGGCGGUGGCGGCGGCGGUGGCGCGGGGGGCGGCGGCGGCGGCUACUACGCUCACGGCGGGGUCUACCUGCCGCCCUCCGCCGACCUGCCUUACGGGCUGCAGAGCUGCGGGCUCUUCCCCGCACUGGGCGGCAAGCGCAAUGAGGCGGCGUCGCCGGGCGGCGGGGGCGGCGGCGGGGGCCUGGGGCCGGGGGCGCACGGCUACGCGCCCGCGCCCUUAGACCUGUGGCUGGACGCGCCCCGCUCCUGCCGGAUGGAGCCGCCCGAGGGGCCGCCGCAGCCCCAGCAGCCCCAGCAGCCGCCGCCGCCCCCGCCGCAGCCACCCCAGCCCCCGCCACCGGCCACCUCGUGCUCCUUCGCGCAGAACAUCAAAGAAGAGAGCUCCUACUGCCUCUACGACACGGCGGACAAAUGCCCCAAAGGCUCGGCCGCGGCCGCAGACCUGGCCUCCUUCCCGCGGGGCCCGCCGCCCGACGGCUGCGCGCUGGGCCCCUCCGGCGGGGUGCCGGUGCCCGGCUACUUCCGCCUCUCCCAGGCCUACGGCACGGCCAAGGGCUACGGCAGCGGCGGCGGCGGCGGCGGCGGCGGCGCGCAGCAGCUCGGCGCCGGCCCCUUCCCGGCGCAGCCCCCCGGGCGCGGCUUCGACCCGCCGCCUGCUCUCGCCUCCGGCUCGGCCGAGGCGGCUCGGAAGGAGCGAGCCCUCGAUUCCCCGCCGCCCCCCAGGCUGGUCUGCGGCGGCGGGGGCUCGCAGGGCGACGAGGAGGCGCACGCGUCAUCCUCGGCGGCGGAGGAGCUCUCCCCGGCCCCUUCCGAGAGCAGCAAAGCCUCGCCGGAGAAGGACUCCCUGGGCAAUUCCAAAGGCGAAAACGCAGCCAACUGGCUCACGGCAAAGAGCGGCCGGAAGAAGCGCUGCCCCUACACGAAGCACCAGACGCUGGAGCUGGAGAAGGAGUUUCUGUUCAACAUGUACCUUACUCGAGAGCGGCGCCUAGAGAUCAGUCGCAGCGUCCACCUCACGGACAGACAAGUGAAAAUCUGGUUUCAGAACCGCAGGAUGAAACUGAAGAAAAUGAACCGAGAAAACCGGAUCCGAGAGCUCACAGCCAACUUUAAUUUUUCCUGAUGAAGCUGCAGGCGACGCUGUUUUGUUCUGCCUCCAGAACGCCGGUCCCCUCCCUCUGUCUUCAGCCUCUGCCCCGAACUCGCACCUGUGCCGGAGCCCUAGUCCUCUCUCCCACACUCGCCAUCUUCCAGGCAGUUACAUCUGUGCAGGGAUGGUUUGUUCUGAUUUUUUGUUUCUUUGUCUGUUUGCUUGGUGCUGGUUUACUUGUUUUCUGGGGGAAAAAGCCAUAUCGCGCUAAAUUCUAUAGAGGUAGAUAUUGUCCUAAGUGUCAAGUCCUGAAUGGAUUGGGUUUGCUGUCUCCAGGUCCCACUGCUUGAAAUGGCCCCUGUCCUCUUCUACAGAGCUGGUUUCCUGCCUGGUCCUGGGCAAACCUAAGCGGGAAGGCCGAGAUCUCAUUGUCGGCGCAGAGGUGUCUGGCCUGAGGUCAAUGGUGCAAGGAGCCACCACCGGGCAUGCCUGCGUGGAGUGCUGGGCUGUGUUUAAUCAGGGGAUGCAGGCCCCUGGGUUUCUUUUUUUCUUUCUUCCUUUCUUCCUUGGCCAAGAGAAAGGCAUGCAGGCAUGGAUAUGCAGGUUGGCACUAGGGGCUUGACUUUGGCUGAUUGAAAAAGCAAGAGAGUCAGAAAGAUUAAUUUUUCCUUCCUCUGUAAGAUAUCCUAGCUUUAUAAGAAAAAAGUGACCAAGAGAAGGAAACUUCUCUUCCAGUUUUGUAAGGUCUUGCAUUGCCUGACUGAAAUGUUUCAUUUACCUCUGAAUUUCCGUAUCCUUCUGGCUGUUGAUAAAUAAUGUAGUUUUGUUUAUAAAUGUGGAAUUAGUGGAAUUUUUGUCAUUAAAAUCGUUACCACUGGUAACACUCGAAAAGCACAUCACAAUUCUCCCUAUCUUGUGGAGUUUUUUUUUAUUCACUUUUUUGGGGGGGCUUUCUGAAAUUCAUGGAAGCCUAGGAUGGCUGGGGCAAACGAAUAAACUAGAGAAGGGAGACAUUGUUUGGAUUUCCUUUAUACUGUGAAGUAACAUGCAUAAAAGGGUCAAACCUGUAGGUGCAGAAAAAGAAAAAACUAUAAAUACAAAUCUGUAUAAAUGUCUAUUAUUAUGAAAAAUUGCCAAUCUUGUUUUAAGCAAAUGCAUUCUAUCAUUAUUAUAAAUGUUAGUGCUAGCUCUAUUCUAAUCUUAAAUCAGAAUAAAUUAAUAUUGUAUUGCUGCUGUGCGUGGAAAAAAGACGAUGUUUAUGUUCUUAUAGAAUAAAAGCUGUGGAAUGAAGCUUUUUAAUUUUACCUCUUUUUUGACUUCUUAUCUUCACCUUCCACUGUAUCCCGUCCACCACUUUUACAACAGGAGUACUAGCCUGAGCCCCCUGCAAUUACUUUAGGCAUCUAUUUAAAUAUUACCUAGACGGUCGUAAUUUGUCUGGGCCCUAUAGCCCUGGUGCCCUAAGGUUUGUCGGCUUUUGUUCAGUUUUAUGACUUGCUAGUAUAUCUGGAUUGUGGCUGUCUUGGACUAGUGGUUUCAGUUGAGAGGGGAGCUGCACAGAUAGAGGAAGCUAAACAGGAUUUCUUUCUGAAGCCCCAGAGAGGCUCUCAGAGGCCAGUUAUUUUGCGGGUGCCCAACUCCCAGAUGACUUAAGUCCCAGGAGCAGGCCAGGCCCAGAGCGCAUCACUAGUGCCUUCGGCAGCGGUUAGGUGGACCGGGCCGGGGGGCCGGGAUCCGCCGGGGCCGCCCCCUCCCCCAGCACGGCCUCCCCCACCUGGCGGCCCCCGGCGGGGCCACGCGUUUCCUGCUCUGCGGAGGUGGGGGCGCGCCGCUCGGGGGAGGGGGCGCGGGAGCGCGCGCCUCCGCGGGCGGGCGUCUAGGAGGGAGGGAGGGGGAGCGAGCGGCCGCGGGGAGCGAGCGCGGGCGCCAGACCGAGGACCCGGCUGGGCGACGGCCUCGGCGCUGCGGAGUCGCUGCGCGGUUCGGUGGAUGGCGGCUGCGGGCUCGGGGACCGGGGCGCUGCUCCUCUGCCCUCUUCUCGCCGGCUUCCCCUUCCUUCUCUCUCCCGCCUCUGCCUCCCCUACCCCGGCCCUGCCUGCUGUCCCCCGCGCUCCCGGGCUCACCUCCUGGGCCCGUGGCUUCCCCCUUCCUGCCCGGUUCGCGGAGGCCCAGGGCGCUCGGUGGCAGCGGCGGUGCUGGGCGGCGCGGUCUCCGGGGUCUCUCCUUGGCGGCGACCGUGGCGGCGGCGGCGGCGGCGGCGGCGGCGGCGGCGGGCGAGGCGGCCCCGCGCGGGCAGCACCAGAACUGGUCGGUGAUUUAGGUAGUUUCCUGUUGUUGGGAUCCACCUUUCUCUCGACAGCACGACACUGCCUUCAUUACUUCAGUUGAAAUCGUCUCCAGGUACCUGCGCGCGCGGGGCCGGGCCCGGCCGGGCGGGGCAUGCAGGCCCGGGUGAUGCCAGGCCCGCGGGGCAACCUCGGCUCUCCUGCGCAGGAACCUCGGUCCGCCCCAGCAGCGUGCCAGCCGCCGGCCCCCUCCCCCCGCCCCGGCCGGAGCAGGUACGGUCAGGUUAACCGCUCCUCCGCGGACGCCGGGGGCGUGGUAAGAAUUCUGGGCCUCGGGCCAUUCAAGGUCAGGGGCGCUGGCGCCCAUCCGGAGCGUCCCUACUGUAGCCCUGCGCCCGGCCCGCUCCGCGCCUCUCUCCUGCGAGGCUGCAACAGACACACGCCCCGAUCUGGGGUGUGAGUUGAGAGAUUCCUUUGCCUGUGGAGACCCAGGCCGAGACAGGAGGAGCACGGUGUCCGGGACUGGGAUCAUGGCCUUGUCGUCUCCGCAAGCAGGCCCUCUGCUCCCAGUGUGUCCUCGGUCCCUUUUCUUCCGCCCUCCUUUUUCUUUUAUUUGUUCUUUCUUUACCCCUUCCUUCCUUCUUUGUUUUCUUCUUCUUUCAUCUGUCUCUGUCCCGGUUCUCUUUCUAGAUCGCCUUCUCCCCUUUCCAAAUCAUCCUGUCCGAAGGGGAGGAGGCCAGCAAAGGGAAAGUCUGACGGUCCCAUUUUUCUCUUCGCGCUCAACUGAAAGUCCGAGUCUGCCGAGGAAGGGCCUGCGUGGGGCGACUGUCCAGGACCGUGGGGUUUGGCCUGGUGUGCCUCUGGGCCGACAAGGCCUCGGUUAUGAUCACGACCGGAUGGCGGCGGCCUUGCGUUCUUCUUCCGCGGGUCGCCUGCGGCUGCCUGGGAGACCCGAUUAGGGGGCACCCGCGGCGUCUUUGUAUGCCCACACCAAAGGGCAGAGAGACCUUUGUCAGCAUUCUGGAAAUGAGCGCUGAGGCCCAGCCGGGCUCCGUGGAGAGCGUGGCUACUCAGGGAGCUCCACUUGCCCGGAAGCUCCUUGCAUGCUUCUCCAGGCCUGCCAGUCCUAACUCGGGUUUUGAUCUCAGUGAAGGAGACUUGCUAAGGCAAAGCUUGACUGCGUGCUUGGCAGUGGCGUCAGGUUCCAGUGUGUUGAAUAUAGCCACCUUGUACAGCUCUGUGCUGCAGAAAAGAACCCAAGAGCCCGUAUUUCAAAUAGGUGAAGGAAACUCAAAAUUCGUGAGUCAUUGGGAUGCAAACUUGAGCCCUUGUUCUAAGUUGCAAUCUACUGAUGGGAGCCAGCCUAUUAUUCUUAACUACGGAAAACAAACUGUCCCUUCCCCCAACAUACACAUAGACUUGCCUUCAGACCCUUGGCCGCAGCGCUGUGCUUCCCUUCCCAGCUCAGGCUGGGGGCUGGGAAUUGUUUUUGUUGCUCAGUCUGCCAACCUGUUAUCUGAAAGUCCGGGACACCCGCUUCCCUGAUUCCUCUCUGGCAUUUUCCAGACCAGAGUAUUAAGUUUAUUUCAGAGAUCAAAGUUUUGGGGAAACUCUCAGUGGAGAAGGGGUGGUUUGUAAUUACAUCCAUUUAUUAUUUCUUUGUGCAUGUGCAAUCCCUUUCACUUUCAAAAUAAAAGGCACAAAAGUCUAAA
Molecule: messenger RNA, 5453 nt
Organism: Cavia porcellus (domestic guinea pig)
Lineage: Eukaryota; Metazoa; Chordata; Mammalia; Rodentia; Caviidae
Gene: Hoxa10
Product: homeobox A10
Exons: 2
Coding region: 239-1489 (416 amino acids)
Biological process (GO): regulation of transcription by RNA polymerase II
Cellular component (GO): nucleus
Molecular function (GO): DNA-binding transcription factor activity, RNA polymerase II-specific; RNA polymerase II cis-regulatory region sequence-specific DNA binding
Source: RefSeq, a predicted model, not a curated record